AUGCCGGAGACGGACGACCUCGCCACGCUCAACAGUCUCGAUGACGCCGCGGUGGCCAGCAUCCUCGAGGAUCGCUACAGCCGCCGCCGCAUCUACACGCGCGUCAACUCGAUGCUCAUAAGCAUCAACCCAUACGAGGAGCUCGGGCUGUACUCGACUGCCGUGCUCGACGAGUACUGUCGCGUGGGAAACGGAGGGCCGCCGCCGCCGCCGCACGCCUUUGCCGUUGCAGCCGAGGCGUUCAGCGGGCUGCUGAGCUCGCAGUCGCAGUCUGUGCUGGUUACAGGCGAAUCUGGAGCUGGCAAGACGGAGACCUGCCGGCGUCUGCUGCAGUACCUCGCGCACGCCGCGAACCGCGGUGGCGCCGCUGACACGCGCGCGCUGCACGAGGCGCUUAGCCAGACCAGCUGCGUGCUCGAGGCGUUUGGCAACGCGCGGACCGUGAUGAACGACAACUCCUCGCGGUACGGCAAAUUCCUGACGCUCCGGUACGACAAGACGGCGCGCUUGCAGGGCGCCUCCUUCUCGACCUUCCUCCUCGAGCAGACAAGGGUCGUGCGAGUCGCGCCCGCCGAGCGCAGCUUCCACGUCUUCUACGCCCUGCUCGCAGGCCUCUCCUCGACGGAGGCCGCCGAGCUGCAGCUCGACUGCCUCGCCCCGAACGGGUACACAUACAUCGCGACGUCCGACGCCGUUGGCGGCCCGGCUGCCGCCGACGAGGCUGCUCGCGACGCCUCGGCGCUAAGCGAGAUUGGCGCCGCGCUCGAGUUGCUCGGCACGCCGCGAGCGACGCAGUGGCAGGCGUGGCGCGUGCUGGCGGCGGUGCUGAGGCUGGGGAAUGUGGUCGUUUCGGCGGCGGCGGACGGCGGCACGGAGGUGUGGAAGCAGGCGGCCGCGCAGCUUCUCGGCGUCUCGCACACGGCGCUCUCUUCGGCAGCGGGCGGGGAGUUCAUUCAGACCCCUCAGACGUGCGCCGCCGCCGCAGAGGCGCUGUACAGCCGACUCUUCGACCGGCUCGUCGCAGCCAUCAACGACUCGCCGCAGGUUGCCGGCUCGGACGGCGGCGGCGAGGGCGGAGGAGGGAGCGGCGCGGGGCCGUUUGUCGGGCUGCUCGACAUCUUCGGCUUUGAGGACUUCGAGUCCAACUCGCUCGAGCAGCUCCUGAUCAACUUCAGCAACGAGCAUCUGCAGGCCAUCUUCAAUUCGAUCAUCUUCAGCGCGGCGCAGGCCGAGGCCGAGGCCGAGGGCGUGCCGCCGCCGCAGUUCGACGCCGAGGCGGUCUCGAACGUCUCGACCAUCGCCCUCUUCUCGGCGCCGCACAGCGGCCUGUUUGCCCUCCUCAACGAGGAGUGCGUCUUCCCCAAGGGGACGGACGAGUCCUUCGUCGCCAAGCUGCACGCGGCGAACAAGGAGCACUCGCGCCUCUCCGUGCUGCAGCCCGAGGGCUCCGCCUUCCGCGUCGCCCACUACGCCGGCAGCGUAAAAUACCAGGCCAGUGGCUUCUUAAACAAGAACAAGGCCCGGACCCGCCUCCUUCCUCGCGAGCCCUUCGUCGCAACGCUCUUCGCGCAAGAGGCGGCCGCGCCUCAGGCGAGUGCCUAG
Molecule: messenger RNA, 1602 nt
Organism: Emiliania huxleyi CCMP1516
Lineage: Eukaryota; Haptophyta; Isochrysidales; Noelaerhabdaceae
Exons: 5
Coding region: 1-1602 (533 amino acids)
Biological process (GO): actin filament organization; vesicle transport along actin filament
Cellular component (GO): vesicle; cytoplasm; actin cytoskeleton
Molecular function (GO): microfilament motor activity; ATP binding; actin filament binding
Source: RefSeq, a predicted model, not a curated record